Molecule: messenger RNA, 4122 nt
Organism: Periophthalmus magnuspinnatus
Lineage: Eukaryota; Metazoa; Chordata; Actinopteri; Gobiiformes; Gobiidae
Gene: lig3
Product: ligase III, DNA, ATP-dependent
Exons: 21
Coding region: 185-3202 (1005 amino acids)
Biological process (GO): lagging strand elongation; double-strand break repair via alternative nonhomologous end joining; DNA biosynthetic process
Cellular component (GO): DNA ligase III-XRCC1 complex
Molecular function (GO): DNA binding; zinc ion binding; DNA ligase (ATP) activity
Source: RefSeq, a predicted model, not a curated record
AGAAGGAGCAGACAUUGUUUACAGACACAAUGGACACGCUUUACCUUUAGCCUUAGUUUGGAAUAGUCACGUUAAACAUAACAGGUAAUGAAUAAAAUACAGCUUAAUGUGCUAAGUUUGCACGGGAGUCUUGAGCACGGAGGAUCUGCAGAAAACGAUUCCACUCAUCUGCUGGCCUUCCUGGAUGCUGAUCUGCAGACGGACUUCACAGACCUUUAGAGCUCUGAGCACGUUUCUGGGGCAGCAUUUAGCUUCUCUGUCCUUCCAAACCUGCGCUCAGUCUCUCCAUGCUUUAGCUUCACCUCCGCAUUUCACUCGUUUUACAUCAGCCCCAAAUCCCAUCCGCCUCUCCUCCCUCUCCCUUUACCGCUUCCCCUCCCCGUCCCCCCACCGGCCCCUCUACAGUCCAGCCAAUAUGUCGGAGCAGAGGUUCAUUGUGGAGUACGCCAAGCGCGGGACUGCGGGCUGCAAGAAGUGCAAAGACAAAAUUGCCAAGGGGGUGGUGCGCAUCGGGAAGAUCGUGCCAAACCCAUUCAGCGAGUCAGCGGGUGAGAUGAAGGAGUGGUACCAUGUCAAAUGUAUCUUUGAGAAACUGGAGAGGGCCCGGGCCACCACUAAGAAGAUCGAGGACAUCACCGACCUGGAGGGCUGGGAGGAGCUGCAGGACGAAGACAAGGAACUCAUCAACAAACACGUCACAGAACUGAUGGCAAAAAUCAAUGCCAGUCCAAAGAAGAAGGUCCAGGCCAAGCUGAACACCAGUGGUCAGCUCACUUCGCCCCCACCUGGUGACCCGUCCACCAACGCCCCACGCAAAUUCUCCGGCUUCACAGCAGCCAAAGCGAGCCCCUCGUCCGGCAGCCUGGGACCCUCUAGCUCCACCCCCUCAGCUCAGGGUAGUGCUCUGUCCAGCCAGCUGUGUGACCCCUCCCACAAGGACUGCCUCCUCAGAGAGUUCCGCAAACUGUGUGCUCUUGUGGCCGAGAACGCAAGCUACAACACCAAGACACAGAUCAUCCAGAAGUUCCUGAAGAAGGGGUCCGGAGGAGAUAAGUUCCAUGGAGACCUGUUCCUAACUGUGAAACUGCUGCUGCCUGGAGUGGUGAAGAGUGUGUACAACCUCAACGACAAACAGAUCGUCAAACUCUUUAGCCGCAUCUUCAGGUGUAACCAGGAUGAGAUGGUGCGCGAUCUGGAACAGGGGGAUGUGUCGGAGACUGUGAGGAUGUUCUUUGAGGAUAGUAAGUCCUUUCCUCCUGCUGCCAAAAGCCUGCUAACACUCCAGGAAGUUGACUCCUCCCUGACCCGACUGGCCCAACUCACCAAGGAGGAUGAGCAGCAGAGCGAGCUGGAGGACAUUGCCAAAAAAUGCACAAGCAAUGACUUGAAAUGCAUUAUUCGUCUGAUCAAACAUGAUCUGAAGAUGAAUGCUGGAGCGAAACACGUUCUGGAUGCUGUGGACCCAAACGCGUAUGAUGCAUUCAAAGCCUCAAGGAACCUGGGAGACGUGAUUGAGCGGGUGCUGAGGAACCAGCAGGAGGCGUCAAAUGGCUCGGGCCCCAGGAAGCUGCUGACGAUAGAGGCAUCGCUCAUGACCCCAGUGCAGCCCAUGCUGGCGGAGGCGUGUAAGUCUGUGGAGUACGCCAUGAAAAAGUGUCCUAACGGCAUGUACUCAGAGAUCAAGUAUGACGGGGAGAGGGUCCAGGUGCACAAGAGUGGAGACAGUUUCAGCUACUUCAGCCGCAGCCUCAAGCCUGUCCUGCCUCACAAGGUGGCCCAUUUCAAAGACUACAUCCCAAAAGCUUUCCCUGGUGGUCACAGUAUGAUCCUGGAUGCAGAGGUGUUGCUGAUUGACACCAAGACCAGCAAGCCCCUGCCCUUUGGCACCUUAGGAGUUCAUAAGAAAGCUGCCUUUCAGGAUGCUAACGUGUGCCUAUUUGUGUUUGACUGUAUCUACUUCAAUGGAGUGAGCCUCAUGGAGAGGCCUCUGUGUGAACGUAGGAAGUUCCUCCAUGACAACAUGGUGGAAGUGCCCAACAGAAUCCUCUUCUCUGAGAUGAAGCACGUCACAAGGGCAGCAGACCUGGCUGAUAUGAUCACAAGAGUCAUCAGAGAGGGACUGGAGGGGCUGGUGCUCAAAGACGUUAAGGGCAAUUAUGAGCCUGGGAAGCGUCACUGGCUGAAGGUGAAGAAGGACUACCUAAAUGAAGGCGCCAUGGCUGACACUGCUGACCUCGUGGUACUGGGGGCCUUCUAUGGAAAGGGUGCCAAUGGGGGCAUCAUGUCCAGUUUCCUGAUGGGCUGCUUGGACCCAGACUCAGGGAAGUGGUGCACAGUGACGAAAUGCUCUGGAGGUUACGACGAUGCCAUGUUGGCUCGGCUGCAGAAGGAGCUGGACGUGGUCAAGAUUAGCAAGGAUCCCAGUAAGAUCCCCGGUUGGUUGAAGAUAGUGAAGAAUUACUAUCCUGACUUUAUCAUCCGAGACCCUAAGAGUGCUCCGGUGUGGGAGAUCACUGGAGCAGAGUUCUCGAAGUCUGAGAUGCACACAGCUGACGGCAUCUCCAUCCGCUUCCCCCGUAUGACCCGCGUCCGAGACGACAAGGACUGGGAGAGCGCCACCAACCUGCACCAGCUUCGGGAGCUGUUCCGCAUCUCCAAAGAGAACAAUGACUUCCAGGUGAGUGCGGGGCCCUCAGGAGCCAAAGAAGAGAGAAGCUCUUCAGGAGGAGACUCUCCACCGCCCCCAGCCCCGCCCCCGGCUCUGCCCUCUGCUGCAUCAAAGAAGAAGAGCACCAGUACUCCCAAAGUAGGUGCCAGUACUCCCAAAGCAAAGGCAGUGAAGUCAGAGCCUCGUACCCCAGACUCAGAGGCCGGGAGUGCUAAGAAGGUGAAGAAAUGUGAGGUGCACACAAAUGGACAGAGCCAUCACAGAAGCAGCGCUCAGCUGUUGGAGCCCUCCAAGGACAAGACUCUCCUGGACAUCUUCAGCGGAGUGAAGCUCUACCUGCCCUCCUCGCUGCAGGAUUUCCACACCCUCAGGAGGUACUUUGUGGCCUACGAUGGAGACCUGGUCCCAGACUACGCCUCAUCUUCAGCCACCCACAGCAUGGGUGAGGUGGAGGAGGACAGCCAGGUGCAGAGGGUGUCCGCACACUGGCUCUGGGAGUGCAUCCGCAAGAGGCGCCUAGUCCCUGCCUGUUGAGACACCCACACUGUCUACCUCACAGUAAACACACUGCUAUGCCCCGGACUCAACGCUCUCACAUCACCACAGGCAGCUUUGGAGACAAUAGAGAAUAAUUUAAUUUACAACAUAUUUUGGAACCUCUGUAAAGCAGUUACUUAAAUUUUAGGAUUUAAAUGUUUUUGAACUAAAAAUAAUCUCAUAAGUUGAAACAUAUCUUGGAAGCCUCUGUCGUGCCUUUAAACUCUUUAUUAGGUGUGGGUUAUGGCAAUAAAAAUUAAAAAAAAUGAAUGGUGAAAUUUACACCUUCUUAAGAGGUGUAAUUUGGGAACAUGAAUGAAUUUCCCCCCAAUCAAAAUGUAAACACAUGGACAAGAAAUCUCGCAAGUACGUGUCACGAUAAUUACUAUCAACUAUUUAUCCCUAAAAACUACACCUUAAUUAGUCUUAAUCAAGCAUGAACAAUGACUUUGUUUAGGCUUAAUUAAGAGGUCAGGGAAUGGAGGAAUCAUUCUCAAUUAACAAUUUGUUCAUUAUGGUAUCUUUGUAAUAACUACACUUUUAACAGUGUUAAUGUGUACAGUAUGAACAAAGUGUCACCAUGUUUUUUUUGCAUUCUUAAAAUUCACUUUAAAUUUUGGUCGUUAUUCGUAAAGGCAGGUUAGCAUUGCUCUAUUUAUUGAAUAUGAGGUGAUUUGGGGAACACUAACUGAUACUUUCCAUUCUUACAUUUCAAUGUGUUCAGUCAUUUCACACUUGCUUCAGAAGACCAAAAUAUGUAGUGAUGUGAGUAAAAGUUUUCCCAGAUUAUGAAAUGAUGCUAUGGGCUUGAUGACAAACUUGAUACUUUAGUGUUCAAAGUAGUUUUUUUAGUUUUUUUUUUUUUUUACAAAUAAAAAAAAAAGUCAUGUCAUGACUCAGAUUAAAGUGUUAAACUU